Messenger RNA from Colletotrichum higginsianum IMI 349063, 1053 nucleotides. RefSeq lists its product as uncharacterized. Lineage: Eukaryota; Fungi; Ascomycota; Sordariomycetes; Glomerellales; Glomerellaceae. Bases 1 to 1053 code for a protein of 350 amino acids. The record is from RefSeq and is a predicted model, not a curated record. The transcript has a single exon.
AUGGGUUUAGCACUUUACAACACCCCAGAUGCCCUAGACCUCUCCCAGCGGUACCUGUCUCACGGCCCCUCGCAGGUCAGCAGGCCGCGCCCCCGCGCCCACUACAACGGCGCCUACUACCACCCGGACGGCUCCAUCGUCCUCCACCGGGAGCUCGCCGACCUCAAGCUCCCCCUCCUCGACCUCGUCCUCCUCGCCAACCACCAGGCCAAGACACAACGGCACCGGAGGUCGCACCGGCGCCAGACGAGCCGCCUCACGCGCCAAUGGUGCAACGAUGAGGCCGACGAGGGCCGCGCCCUGGCCCGGGUCCGGGCCCUGGCCCCGGCCCUGCCCGGCGGCCACAGACCGCCGCCAUCCGGCGAGCAGCAGCGCCGCCGCACGCCGUCCCUCGAGAGACAGGAGGCGUUCCGAGAUGCCCGGACCGCGAAAUCCAUCCGAUACCCGCAGGACGCGCACGACAUCUCGGAACUGUAUCGCCUGGGCCUUUUGUACGACGACGAGCACCUCCGCGGUCCCGGCUUCGACUUUGAUGCCAUUGGCCGCAGCGAGCCCGAAUACACGAUCCGCCCGGCCAAGCCGGCGCGCAAGACCAAACGUUCCCGCGUUCCGCGCGAUGAUGACCUGCAGCUCGCACUGGACCUCUCCCUCGCCGAGCUCGGCCGCGACGACUCCUUUGCCCAGUUUCUCGGUUCGCCGGAGUUCGAGGACUCCUCAUCCGACGAUGAACCAAGCACCGGCAACGACAACAGCAACAGCAACAGCAACAGCAACAGCAACAGCAACAGCGGUUACGGCGCCCGGCUCGCACCCCUGCAUCUCGUCGCGGAACUGAUGCAACCCCCCGAAGAUUUCUCCCCCGAAGGUUUCGGCGACGACACCACCCCCGACAUGACGACGGACUCCGAUGGGGACUCCGAGUCCGUUUCUUCUUCUUCGAACGGGAGCACAAGUAGCCCACGCCGUCCAAGGACAAGACGAGGCAGAAGUCAUGUAUAUGGGUUGGAUGAUGAUAUCGACGGUGCAUGGAAGAUGCUGAACGACGGCUUAUAG